AUGAAUUUUAUAUCAACGCCUUGUAACACUAGCGCCUCCACUGGGGGCGAAGGCGCGGCGCAGCCGGCCUCGGAACCCGACCCAGCGCUGGACUCAAUGCACAUGAUGUUGGACCCACAUUUGAGGCCUAUAUCCCCGGACCUCAACAACGAGGAGUCCAAACGGAUAUUUGAAGAACAUAAACAACUCGCACAAGAGUAUCUUAAGAUACAGACUGAGUUUGCAUACCUCAGUAAUCACAAAGCAGAGAUAGAAGAAGAAAUGGACGACGAAGAAUUGCGGCAGAAGAGAGAGAUUAUACAGUUAGAGAAAGAGAAGGAAUCACUGAUCAAAUUAUACUGUAGUCUAAACAAGCAGUUAGCUCGAGUAGAGAACGACAGCUGGAUUCACGCGGAGGAGAUGCCACACCAGUGA
Molecule: messenger RNA, 414 nt
Organism: Arctia plantaginis
Lineage: Eukaryota; Metazoa; Arthropoda; Insecta; Lepidoptera; Erebidae
Source: the annotation of a GenBank genome assembly